GGCCCGAGGCUCAACGAACCCGCAAUCUCUCGGGUUUCGGAGUCGCAGGCCAACGUCUCCCGGCUCGUCUCGUCACUGCCGCAGCGACGAGCAAAGCAUUUUCUUCCCUCGGCCUUUCGCGACAACCAUGGCUUCUCGACCUUCCAAAGUUCUGCACAGUUUCGGGUACGACUUGCUACUCGGAUCAAUCGCUGCGUUUUACGUGUUCAUGGUGCCUUAUACUAAGGUUGAAGAAAGCUUUAACGUUCAGGCAAUGCAUGACAUUCUUUACCAUCGGCAUCACCUGGACAAGUAUGAUCACCUGGAGUACCCUGGAGUUGUUCCCCGCACUUUCCUCGGUGCAUUCUUGGUAUCAGCUUUGGCAACACCAGUUGUAUUGAUAAUGAGCUUGCUGCACUUGCCAAAGAUUUAUAGUCUUUAUGCAGUUCGAUUGGUGUUUGGUGGCAUCAUACUGUUGACACUAAGGUUUUGCAGAAUUCAGGUUAGACAUAAAUUUGGACGUCAAGUAGAAGCUCUCUUUGUAAUCUUGAGUGCGAUUCAGUUUCACUUGCUAUUCUAUUGCACCCGUCCUCUCCCUAACAUCCUAGCACUUGGUCUAGUUAAUAUUGCGUAUGCUUAUUGGAUUAGAGGCAGCUUUUAUGCAACGUUGAACUGUCUGGUUUUUGCGACCCUGGUCUUUCGAUGUGAUAUUCUGCUACUUUUGUGUCCUAUAGGCCUCGAACUUCUUUUGACCAGAUCAAUUUCAUUACUUAAAGCUUGUAAAUGGUGCAUUCCAAUGGCUCUUCUGUGCGUAGGUAUUACAACAUUUGUGGAUUCAUUCAUGUGGAGGAAACUCAUGUGGCCUGAAUUUGAAGUUUUUUGGUUUAACUCAGUUCUCAACCGAAGCUCUGAAUGGGGUACAUACCCAUUUCAUUGGUACUUCACUUCAGCACUACCCCGCGCACUGCUUGCUGCAUAUCCUCUUUCUCUGCUUGGUGUCUUUCUUGAUAGGAGAAUGCUAUUUUAUGUCAUCCCUGUGUAUUCUUUUGUCCUGCUCUACUCUAAGCUUCCACACAAGGAGCUCCGCUUUAUAAUUGCUUCUGUUCCAAUUUUCAACUUAUCGGCUGCAGUUGCAGCAAGCAGGAUCUAUAACAACAGGAAGAAACGUCUAUGGAAUUUGCUCUAUUUCAUCAUGGUGGGAUCAAUCGUUGUCAGUCUAGGGUGCACGGUUAUCACUUUCUUGGCAUCAUAUGAGAACUAUCCCAGUGGCUACGCUUUAAAAUACUUACAUACAAGCAGCCAGGCCAUGGAAAAUAUCAAAGAGCAGUGGAUUCACAUAGACUCUUUUUCAGCCAUGAGUGGAAUAUCCCGUUUCUGUGAAGAUGACUUUCCAUGGAGGUACUCUAAAGAAGAAAGGAUUCCCUUGCAAGACUACCAGUUCAGAAAUUUCACAUAUCUCAUCAGUGAGCAUACUACAGUAGAUGGAUUCAAGUGUUUAUUCUUCGUAAAAGGCUUCUCAAGAGUUCGUCUUCAAAUUGCUUUUCCUCCAAUUAUGCUGGUCACGGAACCCAAAGUAUUUGUCCAUGGAAAUUUGCAAUACUGGGAUCAAAUAGAUAAAAGGUGGCCUGGAUGUUUGUGAUAUUCUGUUCUUCUAUCUCCCAGCAGGUUGUAUUCCUUGAAGCCUGGCUUGAUUUCCAGGACAUGCUCUACUUGAGAAGGGCUAAUUUCUUGCUCGAGAUGGAAAUCUUUCUUUGAGUAAAUGCAUGAAAAGAAGUCUUAAGCAUGGGAACAACUUUAGUCAAAAGAAUGCACAGCAGCAUCUGGUUUGUUCGAAGAUAUGCAUUGUUUCAAACAUGUACUGUGGUCCUAUGGGGGUUAGUGAUUUUGCUUCUACUGCUGCGGAACUUUUCUAAUUAUGACUACCUGAGGAAACGGAGUACAAUGCGUGG
Messenger RNA from Rhodamnia argentea, 1928 nucleotides. Its product is annotated as dol-P-Man:Man(7)GlcNAc(2)-PP-Dol alpha-1,6-mannosyltransferase. The coding region runs from base 128 to 1618 and encodes 496 amino acids. The transcript is spliced from 21 exons. The record is from RefSeq and is a predicted model, not a curated record. Gene Ontology annotation, molecular function: alpha-1,6-mannosyltransferase activity. Gene Ontology annotation, cellular component: endoplasmic reticulum membrane. Lineage: Eukaryota; Viridiplantae; Streptophyta; Magnoliopsida; Myrtales; Myrtaceae. Gene Ontology annotation, biological process: protein N-linked glycosylation.